CGAAAUGUUCCGACUUUGCAGUACGUGACGGCGCCUGCGUACAUGACGUUCGUGACGGCCCACCCAUACAAAUACCGGCGUCCGCAUGACGUAGGGGAUCAGUCAGCAGUCUUUUUUUGUGGAGGCCACAUCAGAGCCGUGGUGUUUCAGAUCAUCUAACAAUAUCCCGAAAUCGAGUGGUGUCAUCGCAUUUUUUGUUUAGUUAAUUUACUUCCAAUCUGUCUUUAUUUCAUAUCCUUUGGUUGCCAGGCCAACAAUAACACUGACGUUCCUUUUGUAAAGGUCGCUCUUUCCCGCCCCACUCCUAGAACUCGAUUCUUUUAAUAUUUACUUUGUCAAGCCGCCAAAGUGGAGAGUGUCGUCGCACAAGGGGGGCCUUCUCGUUUCAGCUCAACCGAAAUUCAAAUACUCAAAUGUGUCGAUUAUGUCUAUGUUCCACAGUGUGGGGGGAGGAGGUGGGGGUGCACCCCAACACUAUCCCAAGACUGUCUGCAACGGCGAGCUCCUGGGGAAGACCCCAGGUCCCAUCGUUCAGAAAUGGGAACCUUCUCGACGCACUAGACGGGAUGCCAACUCCUCUGAGAAACGGCAAAAUGAUGCAAUCUUCCGGAAAGUGAGAGGCAUACUGAACAAGCUGACUCCUGAAAAGUUUGACAAACUAUGCCUGGAGCUCCUCAAUUCGGGUGUCGAUUCAAAAUUUGUCUUAAAAGGAAUCAUCCUGUUGAUUGUUGACAAAGCCCUUGAAGAGCCCAAGUACAGCCAGCUAUAUGCACAGCUAUGUCUUCGCUUGGCAGAGGAUGCACCAAACUUUGAGGGCCCAUCAGCAGAAAAUCCAGCAACACAAAAGCAAACAAGUACCUUCAGAAGGCUUCUGAUAUCCAAGCUCCAAGAUGAAUUUGAGAACCGUGCCAGGAAUGUCGACAUCUUUGACAAAGAUGAUGGCCCGCUCACCUCUGAGGAGGAGGAGCAGCGUGCCAUUGCAAAAAUCAAGAUGCUGGGCAACAUCAAGUUCAUUGGUGAACUGGGCAAACUCAAUCUUAUCCACGAAUCCAUCCUUCAUAAGUGCAUCAAGACACUUCUGGAAAAGAAGAAGAGAGUCCAACUCAAGGAUAUGGGGGAAGAUUUGGAAUGCCUCUGUCAGAUAAUGAAAACGGUGGGACCUAAAAUUGAUCAUGACAAGGCCAAGUCUUUGAUAGAUCAGUACUUUUGCCGCAUGCGAUCCCUGGCGGGCAACAAGGAACUGCCAGCAAGGAUCCGCUUCCUUCUGCAGAACACAGUGGAGCUGCGAGACAACAACUGGGUUCCUCGCAAAGCCUAUAUUGACAACGGGCCAAAGACCAUCAGCCAAGUUCGUCAGGAGGCAGUGAAAGAUUUGGGUGUUUUUAUUCCACAUUCAUCUGAUGCGAUGAGGAAUAACUUCUUCAUGGACAACACCUCCUUCCUGCCAGGGAAGAUGAAGUUUGACCGGGAGCCUCUUGGUGGGCUUGCUGACAUGUUUGGGCAAAUGCCAGGGAUUGGCAUUGGGACUGGUCCGGGAGUAAUUCAGGACCACUACUCCCCGUCCAUGGGCCGUCACCGCGCCGCCCCGCUCUUCAAUGGCCACAUUGGAAACGGCAAUGGCUCCCAUCAGCCUCAGUUUGAAGCAGGAGGCAAGCAGUUCACAAAGCCAAACCAGGGGCAGAAUUCACCAGUUUUCAGCCACAAGCAAAAUCACUCGGGCCAGAUCCAGUCAAAGGACAUGGCUUCCCGGUUCGGCAAGAAAGGGAAAGUGAAUGCUGAUGAGAUCAGUCUGAGACCUGCACAGUCCUUCAUCCUAAGCAAGAAACAAGUGCCAAAGCUGCAGCCGCAGAUGACUAUGGUUCCUCAGAAUGGUUCUCCAAUAGGACAGCUUGGCCUCAAAACCAAUCCUCCUCCUAUUCAAGAAAAACCUGCAAAAUCCACUAAAAAGGCUCCUCCUACAAAGGAGGAGUUGCACAAAAUGACUGAAACACUAGUGGCAGACUACCUGAGCAGCAAAAACCUGGAGGAGGCCGUGAACGAAGUGCGGGAGAUGAAACCUCCCAAACACUUUUUGAGCGAAAUGCUGAACAAGAUCAUUGUCUACUCCCUCGAUCGCUCGGACGAGGAUAAGGAACACGCAAGCAACCUAAUGCAUGGAUUCUGUACCGAGGGAGUAGUCACAGGUGAAAAUCUGCUGCAGGCUUUGCUGAGCGUUCUCAACCAGGGCCCCAAUAUUGAGGAAGAGAUCCCUCUGGUCAAGUCCUACCUGGCCCAGUUUGCAGCGCGAGCUAUCAUAGCCGACCUGGUCAGCAUUGGCGAUCUGGCCCAUCAUUUGGAGAACGGCGCACACUUCCCGCUGUUCCUGCUCUGCCUGCAGCAGAUGGUCAAGCUGAAGGACCGCGAGUGGCUGGGCGACCUGUUCCAGCAGAGCAAAGUCAACAUGCAGAAGAUGCUGCCUGAGAUUGACCAGAACAAGGACAGGAUGCUGGAGAUCCUGGAGGGCAAAGGCCUCAGCUUCUUGUUCCCUCUGAUGAAACUGGAGAAGGAGCUGCUGAAGCAGAUCAAAGUGGAUCCCUCUCCACAGUCCAUCUACAAGUGGAUCAAAGACAACAUCUCCCCUAAACUCCACACUGACCGAGGCUUCGUCAACAUCCUGGUGACCAGCUUCCUGCAGUUCAUGGCUUAUGAAAUCAACCCCGAAGAUGACGAGGAGCAGUUUGCUGCUCCCAGCAAGGAGCAGCUGGACGACGAGAAGAAGCUGCUGCUGUCCUUCAAGCCCGUCAUGCAGAAGUUCCUCCACGACCACACCGACCUGCAGGUGGGAGCGCUCUACGCUCUGCAGGUGCACUGCAACACCAAGGGCUUCCCCAAAGGUACGCGCCCGCCAUGUUUUAGCCGCUGCCCGUCGUCUUGGCAGCGUGGGGUGUUCAUGGCCGUUCGUGUGGUUUUCGUAGGCAUGUUGCUGCGCUACUUUGUGAACCUUUACGACAUGGAGAUCAUCGAAGAAGAAGCCUUCCUGUCAUGGAAAGAAGAUGUCACCCAAGAGUAUCCGGGGAAGGGCAAAGCAUUAUUUCAGGUGAACCAGUGGCUGACUUGGUUGGAGACUGCAGAGGAAGAGGAGUCAGAGGAUGAAGAUUACUAAGAAAUGGGCUAAGCCAUGUUAUCAGGAUGCAACGAGUGAUUUCUUUUUCUUUUUGAAUAUCGUGUGCUUUGUCUUUUUACCUCUCAUGUUAACGUAACACCUGUUACAGUUCAUUCCACCUUUAAAUUUUUUGCCAAAUCAAGCCAGCAUCAACAUCUUACUGUAUUGGAGUUUUUCUUUCUUCCCCAAUCCUAUUUGAUGUCUAGCCACAGAUGGUUUUUAUACAUUUCAGUCAUCUUUGGUUAUGUUUUUAACAGUGGGCAGUAUUUUUGCAGGGAAAUUCAUUCAGAGGCCAAUCCAGUUUAAUCACCUUUAACUUCUGGUAUAAGUCACCAAGUGCUGCCAUGAUUUCCUUCAGCUGUUUACAAGAGAAAGGAACAAAUGAAAAACUUCUCCUUUUUAUCUGCAUUUGUAAAUCAGUUUUUGGAUGCACUUUGCUCAACAUCAUGAGUCGUUGCAAUAGUAAAAGGAAGUUCCUUGCUUUGUUUUAACUGUUGCAGUUGGAUGCUGAUGGGGAUUUGAUUGCCUGCAAAUUGAUUUUUUUUUUUUCUCAUCAAAUUAUUAAAGUCCCCCUUUUCUUCAAACAGUUAGACAUUUUUGUGCACAUUGAUUCAGUUACCCAUUUAGUUGAAUCACAUUUUUCUUUUUAAACGUAAUGUUUUGUGCUAGUAGGAAUGAAUCUGUGGCCUUUUUAAUUUAUCAAUUCAUGGAUAUACCUCCUAUGUAUCUCUGACUAUACUUGAAUGUCUUGGUUUAUGACAUUGGGACGGCCAAAGCUCAGUUUGCUACGGUUGUCCACCACUUGUGGAAAUUUUACAUCUGUUUGCAAUAUUUGUCAGUCUUAAAUGGUUUUUAUCUUAAAAAUGCAGAGAAUGUACUGUAUGUGUACACACCGUUCUUUGGAGAUGUCACUGAAAUGUUAAGUACAAGAUGAGUGUACAACUACAGAUCAAUCUUUAAUAAAGUUUAACACCUAAUUCA
This is a messenger RNA of Menidia menidia (Atlantic silverside), 4123 nucleotides long. Lineage: Eukaryota; Metazoa; Chordata; Actinopteri; Atheriniformes; Atherinopsidae. The record is from the annotation of a GenBank genome assembly.